Messenger RNA from Hippopotamus amphibius kiboko, 405 nucleotides. RefSeq names its product iron-sulfur cluster assembly 1 homolog, mitochondrial-like. Gene Ontology annotation, cellular component: cytoplasm; mitochondrion. Bases 16 to 405 code for a protein of 129 amino acids. The transcript has a single exon. Gene Ontology annotation, biological process: iron-sulfur cluster assembly. Lineage: Eukaryota; Metazoa; Chordata; Mammalia; Artiodactyla; Hippopotamidae. The record is from RefSeq and is a predicted model, not a curated record. Gene Ontology annotation, molecular function: 2 iron, 2 sulfur cluster binding.
ACCGGGACAGCGAGGAUGUUGGCUUCGUUAGUCCGGGCCACCAUCCGGGCUGUGGGCAAGAGGAAGCUGAAGGCCACCCGGGCUGCCCUCACCGUGACACCUUCAGCAGUAAACAAGAUAAAACAACUUCUUAAAGAUAAGCCUGAACACGCUGGUGUGAAAGGUGGUGUCCGAAGCAGGGGGUGUAAUGGCCUUUCCUACACCCUCGAAUAUACAAAGACAAAAGGAGACUCUGAUGAAGAAGUUGUUCUAGAUGGAGUUAGAGUGUUCACCGAGAAGAAAGCACAGCUGACACUUUUAGGAACAGAAAUGGACUAUGUUGAAGACAAAUCAUCCAGUGAGUUUGUGUUCGAUAACCCGAACAUCAAAGGGACGUGUGGCUGUGGAGAAAGCUUUAAUAUUUGA